UAAAAUUGCAAUCAGACGUUUAUGAUAAAGUUAAACAGAGCUGUCUAGAAGAUUUCCAAAGGUCUUCACCAGAAAUCCACAAGAUAAUGGCUAUCGGUGAAAAACUUAGCCAAAGUCAAGAAAACGUUGAGCAAGAACGCAAAGGUUUGCUUGAUUUGGAAAGUAAAAUUAACGAAAAGACGGAUUAUGUAAAGUCGAAGAUUGCAGAGAUAGAUAAAUUAAUCGAACAAGCAAAGAACAUGCCUGAGGUCUCAGUUGAUGAUGUUCUAUGCGGAACAACCAUAGUUUAUAAUCAGUAUGAAUCAUUUCAGUUACUUGACUUCUGUAUCUUUCCCAGAUAA
This is a messenger RNA of Acaulospora morrowiae, 341 nucleotides long. The record is from the annotation of a GenBank genome assembly. Lineage: Eukaryota; Fungi; Glomeromycota; Glomeromycetes; Diversisporales; Acaulosporaceae.